Sphaerodactylus townsendi is the source of this 4149-nucleotide messenger RNA. It is a transcript of the gene PRKAR2B, whose product is annotated as protein kinase cAMP-dependent type II regulatory subunit beta. Gene Ontology annotation, molecular function: cAMP-dependent protein kinase regulator activity. The transcript is spliced from 11 exons. The coding region runs from base 202 to 1515 and encodes 437 amino acids. Lineage: Eukaryota; Metazoa; Chordata; Lepidosauria; Squamata; Sphaerodactylidae. The record is from RefSeq and is a predicted model, not a curated record. Gene Ontology annotation, biological process: regulation of protein phosphorylation. Gene Ontology annotation, cellular component: cAMP-dependent protein kinase complex.
CCCCCCCCCCCCCGGCCGCCGCGCUGAGGGCGGGAGACGCGGCUGCUGCUGGUGCUGCAGCCACCACCGGGACUGGCUCUGGGUGGGCUGCUGCGCGGAGCACCGGCGUGCGCCACCGGCCCUGGUCUGCGCUGGGUGCCGAGGCGUGCCGGAGGGGGAAAGCGGGAGGCCGGGGCGAGCCUCCGCCCGUCGAGCGCCGGCAUGAGCAUCUCCAUCCCGGAGGGGCUGACGGAGCUGCUGCAGGACUUCACCGUGGAGGUGUUGCGCAGCCAGCCGGGGGACCUGCUGGAAUUCGCCCUCCAGUACUUCGGGCGCCUCAAGGCGACCGCGGCAGCAGCGGAGGGGCAAGAAGGCGGCGCCGAGCAGCAGGAGGCGGCUGCCUGUGGUCCCCGCCGCCUAAAUGCAGCCUCGCCCAGCUCGGCGCGUGGGAGCCUCUUGCAGAUCCGCAGGGCCGUUUCCGAGUGCCGAGGGGUCAGCUUCAUCGAGGAGCCCAUGCAGACCGACUCGGAGAGCGGGGAAGGGGCGGACGAGGAGGACGACGACGACGACGAGGUGCAGCUCGCGGCCCCAGUCAUAAACCGGUUCACCAGGCGAGCAUCAGUUUGUGCAGAAGCUUACAAUCCUGAUGAAGAGGAAGAUGACACCGAAUCAAGGAUUGUUCAUCCCAAAACAGACGAUCAACGGAACAGACUUCAAGAAGCCUGCAAAGACAUCCUUCUUUUUAAGAACCUAGAUCCGGAACAGAUGUCUCAGGUGUUAGAUGCCAUGUUUGAGAAGCUGGUUGAUGGAGGGGAGCAUGUUAUUGAUCAAGGUGAUGAUGGCGACAAUUUCUAUGUAAUUGAUCGAGGGACAUACAAUAUCUAUGUGAAAUGUGAUGGUGUUGGAAGGUGUGUUGGCGCCUAUGAUAACCGUGGGAGCUUUGGUGAAUUGGCUUUAAUGUACAAUACAUCCAGAGCAGCUACAAUCAUUGCUACCUCUCCUGGUGCUGUGUGGGGUUUGGACAGAGUAACAUUUCGAAGAAUUAUUGUGAAAAACAAUGCCAAAAAGAGGAGAAUGUAUGAAAGUUUUAUUGAGUCAUUACCCUUCCUUAAAUCUUUAGAACUUUCUGAACGAUUGAAAGUGGUGGAUGUGAUAGACACCAAAAUCUACAAAGAUGGAGAACAAAUCAUUGCUCAGGGAGACAUGGCCGACUGUUUCUUUAUUGUUGAAUCUGGAGAAGUACGAAUAACAAUGAAAAGAAAGAAUAAACAGGAUGUAGAUGAGAAUGAAGCUGUUGAAAUUGCUCGGUACACCAGAGGACAGUAUUUUGGUGAACUUGCUCUUGUAACUAACAAGCCUCGGGCUGCCUCUGCAUUUGCGCUUGGCACAGUCAAAUGUUUAGUUAUGGAUGUACAAGCAUUCGAAAGGCUUUUGGGACCUUGUAUGGAAAUUAUGAAAAGGAACAUUGCGAACUAUGAAGAACAGCUAGUUGCUCUGUUCGGAACAAACAUGGACAUUUCUGAUCCCAGUGCAUGAACUAAAUUACGAAGCCACAGAUCUGUUACAAGAAAUAGCACGGGUAGUGGUUAGCCACUGGAAAUGUAUCUAUCUUCCUGUAGAUGCUAAGCAUUUUUUUCUGUGAUUUUACAGGGGAUUAGGGUUCUUUAGGUUUUUUAAGACUUUUUUUGCCUUUUCUAUACAUUGAUUAAGAGGGCUUAUUGAAAUGAGUAGAGGUGAUAUCAUACUGUUUGCCCUGACUUGCAAAAGAAUUAAGCUACCAACUUCUCAGUUUCUAGGCAAUAGACCUCAAAAUCAAUCCUGUCAGCCUUACUGAAAUUCAGUGGGAAUUUACAUUGUUGUAUACAGUUUUAGGAUUACCAUCCUUCAGCAACCUCUUUUAAAAAUCAGGACUUUUUAUAACCCAUUUUUUAAUGUUUGAAGAGGUCCAUGGUUACAAUGCAAACAGGAUGUAUACUGUUUUUUUUUCUGUUUUCCUUCUGUGGGUCACAAGUCUUUCCAAUGUACCAAAGGCCGUUACUGAAUUUCCAUCUUUAGUUUGGUGGUAGUGGGUGGCAGUGAUCUCACUAAAUGACCCUUUGAACUGUAUCCUGCAUGUUGAUAAAAUAAGGUCAUUCUUGAUGGAACAAUUAUGGAUUCCUAUGAAAAAUUAUCUGGUACUAAAAAAACACAAAUUGAUGGGUUGUUUAUUACUGAUAUAAAUAAGAUUGUGGUUUUGUUCAUAUUUGAAAUAAUAUGGAAGUGUCAGUAUGCCCCCACCAUACAGUACUUAUUUUUUUGGGUUUUUUGGCUUCCUUGAAUUGGCGUGAUUUAAAAUGACCUUUGUAAAAUUUGUGUUGAAAAAUUCCUUAUCACAUCAAAAUUCAUCAUGGCUUUGCAUUCUUGAUAAACUUUAUGACUUAUAUCUGAUUUUCAACUUUUCAUUUUUCUUGGUAAAUUCUACUGAAGACAUCAGAUUCCAUUGAUGUCUGAAUGGCAGAUUCCGCAUGGGCCAAAAACAAUGGUGUGAAAAACAGUGUAAAAUGGAAAAACAGUGUAAAAUGGUUUAAAAGGCUUUACACCAUUUUCACACCGCUGUUUUGGACCCACGUGGAAUUUCCUUAAGAAAGGCACUAUAACAACUUAUGAAAUGUGAAGGGUUUACAUUUUUACAAUACUUUUUUAAUACAUUACAUAUGUUGUAUGUUUCUUAAAUUUAUUUAAGAUGUUCAUUGAUUAGGAGUCAACGAAAAGUAACUUUGGACAGGCCAUUGUCAUAUUCCAUAUUUAAGUAUAAUUUGUACCCUCUUCAGAACAGCCUAUUGUGGUAUGAUUAGUUUUUAAAGGUACCAUUUCAUCUAGUAAGGAUGGAACUACUUGGUUUUGAAGUGCUCAUAUCUCAUCAAUUACUUUUUUUUCUAUUCCUUGUUCAGUUUUCCUUCUUAAAAGCAGUCAUUUUAUCUUGUUUGUGUUAACAGUUUCCCCUAAUUUUCUAUGUAGUCCCAUUGGUAUGUAAUAGGCUGGUUUUAGCUGCAGUGCUGCAACUGGUGUACCACUCUAGUUAAAGUUAGGUCUAAUCCUGCCAUGCAAUUCCUCACUUACAUCUUACUGUUAGAUGUGCUGACUUCUGACAGGCCAGAAAGACCCAAGGAACUCUUGCACCAUGUAUGUAUAGAAUGUAUAGAAAAGGUUGCAUAGGAAGAGUGUGCAUAGUGUUUAUCAUAUCCGAAUUUCAUUUUUGACCACUGAAGAUGGACUUCAUUUGCCAAAAUUUAAUUAGCGUUCAUUCAGAAUAAUCUGCAGGAGAGCACUUCUGUUUUGAGAGAGCAUUGUCUUCCUUGGGAAAGACUCUGGGAGUACUGGUGUUACAACUUGUUUUGUUUUUUUUAAGACUUCCUGCAACAUAAAAUAUUGCAGUUUCAAGAGACAGAGUUAUUUCUUCUGUCUUGCUAAAGAAAGUAUUAAUACAUAUGAAUGUCAGUGUAACGAUUUAUCUAAGAGUUUGUGAUGGAUAAGGUCUGAUUCAGAAAAGUAUACUGAAAGGUUGUUAUUAUACAACAAUUGUAUUGGUAUUAUAUAAUUUAUAUACUGAAUAUAUGCUAUAAAUAUAAAUGUCAACAUUUUUACAUGAUAUUGUUUUUUUGAUUGAAAAAGUGAUUGUGUUCUGUAUUUGAUAGGACUGUUCAGGAACAAGUAACCUGGGCUUGGAUUCAAAGACCCAUGUAACUUCGUUUCACACAGUGAAGGGAAUUUUGGGUUUGUUGUUUCUUAGAAAGCAACUUCCCAUCAAGUGCCAAACCUCCUUUGAAAAUAAAGGGAUAUUCAAAAAACAUUUGACAUUGCAUAAAAUUCUGACCUUUCGAAAGUGUUGCGGGAAGAAAUCCUUCUGAACAUCCCAAGCUUUUGGGCAGACCUAAAGUCAGUCUUUGGAUCCCAACCCAUUGUUUUUGUGACCUUCACUGAUUUACAGUUAAAUAUUAUAUGUUAGUUUAGUGUUGUUUAGUGGGAAAAAAAUUCACAUUUGACAGUGAUUUCCAAAGCAAAUACAAGUCUUAAUGUUGUAUUUUAAAAAUUUCUUAUGCAUACCCACUCACUGUAUUAUUUGACACUCUAGAUUUUAAAGUGUAUUGAACCAGUGCAAGUGGAUUAAACACAAUUUGUCUUUCUGUAAAA